This is a messenger RNA of Eruca vesicaria subsp. sativa (arugula), 1030 nucleotides long. The record is from the annotation of a GenBank genome assembly. Lineage: Eukaryota; Viridiplantae; Streptophyta; Magnoliopsida; Brassicales; Brassicaceae.
AAGUUGGGAGAAGAGUCACUUUAAACAAUUGCAGAGCAUAAAAUGUCCAUCAGGCCAGUCAAGAAUGGGGGUGUAGCGGAGAAUACUUCCUUAAGGAUCUUUGAUCCAAAUCAUGAAGAAGUCCGGACUGGUCGUUCAAUCAGAAACAACUCUCCAAAUCAUGAACAGAUCCCUAUAGGUCGUUCCAUCAGAAGGAUCUCUCCAACUUGUAAAGAAGCCUCACCAGCUACUUCUAUCAGAAGGAUUUCUCCAACUCCUGGAGAGGCUCCAACGGUUGGUUCUAUCAGAAGAAUCUCUCCAACUUGUAAAGAAGCUCCGACAGCUACUUCCAUCAGAAGGAUUUCUCCAACUCCUGGAGAGGCUCCGACCGUUGGUUCUAUCAGAAGGAUCUCUCCAACUUGUAAAGAAGGCCCGACAGCUACUUCCAUCAGAAGGGUUUCUCCAACUCCGGGAGAGGUUUCGACGGUUGGUUCCAUCAGAAGGAUCUCUCCAAAUCAUGAAAACGUACCGAAGACAGAGCAUUCUUCCUUAAGAAGGAUUAGUGCAAAUGGUAAGGGAGUCCAGAUGAUAGAUCGUCAAUCCUCACAGACGAUCACAAAUCAUGAGGAGGUCCACCUUCGUUCCUCAGGUCAUAAGGAAGUUUCGAAAGCGGAGCGUCGUUCCUCGGGAACUAUCACAACAGAUGGUCAGCAGGUUCACAUUCGCUCCUCGGUAAUUUAUGAAGUGGUUCGGACAGUGGAGCAUCAUUCCUAUGAAGCGAUCACUGCAAAUCAUGAACAGCAUGGAGUGAUAAAACGCGGUUCCUCCUAAGCAAUCAUUGCAUGGCAUUUCCAAAGGACAAAUAUUACCUUGGGGUGAUAAAAAUGUAGCAUACGUACAAGACUUUUCCUUUUUCAUGUUUGGGUGAAAUUUAUUUGCGUCAGUUAUAUAUGUUUGGUUUUUUUUUUGCUUCAGUCAUGUUUAUCUUUUACUAUUGUAUAAUAAUAUUCCUAUGAUUUUGCUUUUGUAGCUCAGUCUUUUUUUUCUCUAA